UCAGCUGUUUUUGAAAGCUAUUCAUGUUUUCAUCGAGCCAGUUUUCCACAGGAGCUGGAAAAUUUGUCUGCGUCUGGAAAAUACACAAGAAGUUUAACAUGGAUAAUAAAGUAUAUUUGGCAAAAGCCAAUAUCUUUUGUAGUGGAAACUAAAUCUACCGUGUUAUUUUUCAUCAAGUCUGGGCAUGUCAACAUGAGAAAAUGAGAUACCUUCUAUUGGAAAUUCCUGCACUCGUUAUUUUUAUCUCAUUGAGAAGUGUGGCAUCAAUUAAUUGCUACACUUGUUCAUCACAUAAUGGCAGCAAUCCUCAUUGUGAAGAUCCUUUCAAUCCUGCGAUGUCAACAUACAAAGAAAAAUGUAUGGUUCCCAAGGCCGGUCACAUAGGACUUUUUCCUGCUAAUUUCUGCAUUAAAAUUGACGGCAGGAAUGUGAAAACGAAAGAGGUGACUGUGAUCCGAGCCUGCGUAAUGAAAUCAAUGGACUCACAGUGUGGAGGCUUCAAAUAUGAAGACAUUAUGAUGAAGGGCUGCAUACAAUCGUGUGAUUAUGAUGGCUGCAACAGUGCACUCCAUUUCUUUCAACUGAAUCGCAAAGUUUUAGUGUCUAUCAUGUUUUUCCACCUAUCAAGAUGUUUAAUUCAAUUUUUGUAAAAGUUUUAUAUUUUUCUACACCAACUCAAAUUACUAUAAUGGAGGUUUUCAAAAUAAAUUAUGAUGUGAGAUGUGACUUCUUCUCUACAUACAGUUGAUAAAAAAAAUCAUCAAUAUUAUUGGGGAAUCAUUUUUCCAAUCCAAUAUAAUUUCCCCGCCCCCGCUCAUAGUCCAAAACUGAUUUUUUUGAAUAUGUGAUAGUUCACGGAAAUCUUCCCGAUUCUCAAUCACUAUGUCAACUAGUGAGGUCAUAGAUGAGAAACACGCGAGAGAUUAUAACACACAUGAUGGGGAAACUGAAUUUUCAAAACCAAUAUUCACAUUGGACAUCACAUCGAUUAUGCCAAAUUAAUAUCGUGGUAAUCUUCUGCACAAUACGGAUAGCUUUCAUUGUAUUUAAAUUCAAAACAGCGCUAAUGAUGCUGAGAUGCAAGAGACAUUAUUUGUUCUAGAACUCAUUUCAGUUCUGUGAAUUGUCAAACAGACUAUAAGUUCACCAUUUCCAUUAAUUAUCUAUUUAUUUUUCUGAUUUUAUUGAGACUUGAUGAAUGUAGAAAACAGUAAGGUGAUGUCAACACCCGGAGGCGGCUGGCCAUCAACACACAUUCAAUUCAAAUUGAAAUCAUGUUUUAAUAACUCCAAUUUCGGUCUAUGUCACUAGUCAGGGCUGCACAAAUCCAAAGUAAAUAUCACAGAUGAUCCGUCAUCUUGACAGUGUUAAAGAAUUCUGAUUUGAAGUAUGGGCUACAUAAGUCCUAUCUUAUGCAAGUCUAAUACAGUUGAUUGGUCAUCUUGCAAAGCUAACCUAACCUACCCCACCGGGGGGUGCAAACCCCCUGCCGAGCGCGAAGCGCGAGUAAAUUUAUUUGAUAGGUAAUUAUAUUUGAGUGAAUAAAUAUUUUAUAUUUGAUCUACAUGUAUGUAGCUUGAUAGAUGAAUGAUGAUGAAACAGCGAAUCAUAGCUAUGAUUUGAUAUAUAUCUUGAAAGCAAAUACAUACAGAGUGAGUCAUAUGUAUGGGAACCCCUCAAUAAAUCGGAGACUGUUAUAGAUAUGAUACUGUAACUUUCAGGAUAUGUUAUUGGUAAAAUACUCUACCUUUUGACGUACAACUGAAUUUCAACCCCUCAUAAGGGGGUGACUUAGUGGUUGUAAUCCAAAUAUUUUAAACGUAAACACCCAUUGUGUGGUACAUCCUUUUGAAGCCCUUUUUAAAACAAGAAAGAUGACAUUAAUAAAAAUGUUUUAUGAUACUUGUAUCCAAAAUGGCAGCUGAUUGAGGUUUUAGUUUUUAAAGAAAUAAUUGAUAAAGUUCAAUCAGCCGCCAUUUUGAAUGAAAGUAUCAUAGACCAUUUUCAUUGAUGUCAUUUUUCUCGUACAAAUACCUUUAAAUCAUGUAUCACACAAUGAGUGUUAACAUUCAAAAUAUUUGAGUUACAACCCCUCAUUUUCUUAAAAACUAGAACUUCAAUCAGCCGCCAUUUUGGAUACAAAUAUCAUAGGAAAUUUUCAACUAUUCCAUCUUUCUUGUUUUUAAAAGGCUUUUAGAAUGAUGUACCACACAAUGGGUGUUUAUAUUC
Nilaparvata lugens (brown planthopper) is the source of this 2229-nucleotide messenger RNA. RefSeq lists its product as uncharacterized. Gene Ontology annotation, biological process: positive regulation of voltage-gated potassium channel activity; regulation of synaptic transmission, cholinergic; sleep. The coding region runs from base 201 to 650 and encodes 149 amino acids. The record is from RefSeq and is a predicted model, not a curated record. Lineage: Eukaryota; Metazoa; Arthropoda; Insecta; Hemiptera; Delphacidae. The transcript has 4 exons.